This is a messenger RNA of Sphaeramia orbicularis (orbiculate cardinalfish), 3296 nucleotides long. Its product is annotated as band 3 anion exchange protein-like. NCBI's taxonomy places the organism in Eukaryota, Metazoa, Chordata, Actinopteri, Kurtiformes, Apogonidae. Gene Ontology annotation, biological process: transmembrane transport; regulation of intracellular pH; bicarbonate transport. The record is from RefSeq and is a predicted model, not a curated record. The coding region runs from base 169 to 2934 and encodes 921 amino acids. Gene Ontology annotation, cellular component: basolateral plasma membrane; plasma membrane. The transcript has 21 exons. Gene Ontology annotation, molecular function: monoatomic anion transmembrane transporter activity; bicarbonate transmembrane transporter activity; solute:inorganic anion antiporter activity.
CACUCCCCCCCCCCGUCCUGCCAGCGCUGGUCUUUUCGUUAGUUCGGACUCACAUUAUCAUCAUUCGGGCCAACGGGUCGGAGGUCGUCCUGUUCCAGGUGGAGCACCUGCAUGCAGGUUAUGCAUAAGAAUCCCUGAGAGGAAAAGGACAACACCUGAAAACCAUCCAUGGAAAACCCUUUAAGUUUUGACGAGGGUAGUGACAUGUCGUAUGAGGAUAAUGAGUUCGUCCUGCCGUCUGCACUGACACUGACUCCACCAGACAACAGCAUCUUCUACAGCGAUGAGAUGAAGAGGAAGGAGGAGGAGGAGGAGGAGGAGGAGGAGCCGAUGAAGGCCAUCGUAAUCCCUGCUGAUUCAGAAGCCUUUUUCAACCUGAACACUAACGCCACCACAAGAGGAGACGCUCAGGCUUACGUGGAGUUGAAUGAGCUCCAGGGCAGCAGUUGGCAGGAAACAGCCCGAUGGGUCGGCUACGAGGAAAAUCUGAACCCGGCCACCGGAAAAUGGAGCUCAUCUCAUGUGUCCUAUCUGACCUUUAAGAGUAUGAUCCAGCUCCGCAAAACCAUGUCCACAGGUGCCGUCAUCUUCGACCUCAACGCCAGCAGUCUGUCUGCGGUGGCUGAAAAAGUGGCUGAUGAGCUGCUGAACAAAAACGAGAUCCGUGCGACAGAUCGGGACGCUCUGCUGAGGGCGCUACUCAUGAGACGAAGUCAGGCCGAGGGUCCGGAGGUCACCCCCACCGGAGACAUUCAGAUGCAGACCUUCUCCGUUUCACAGAAGAGGGACAGUUCUGACAACGUGGAGGCUUCUAUCGUUCUCUCAGGUGUGGUGGACGUCCUCCAGAAGCCGGUGGUGGCCUUCGUGCGGCUGCAGGACUCCGUGGUGAUGCCGUCGGUCCUGGAGUCUCCGGUCCCCGUUCGCUUCGUCUUCAUCCUGGUCGGACCGAGUCAGAGUGGAGUCGACUACAGCGAGAGUGGACGGGCCAUGGGCGCUCUGAUGGCCGACUGGGUGUUCUGUCUGGAGGCAUUCUUGGCCCAGACGGACAAAGACCUGACCGACGCCAUCGCUGACUUCAUGGACUGCAGCAUCGUCAUCCCUCCGACUGAGAUCCAGGACCAGACCAUGUUGGCCCCCAUCAUCAGGUUCCAGAAGAAGAUGCUGCGAGACAGAGUCCGCCCAUGUGACACCCGCCUGGCCUUUGGGGACAGGGUCAAAGUUGAGAAGCCUCCAGAGGAGCCCAGGGAAGACCCUCUCGUCCGUACUGGAUACCCCUUUGGUGGGAUGGUGUCAGACAUUAAACGCCGCUACCGCCACUACAUCAGCGACUACACCGACGCCCUGAACGCUCAAGUCCUGGCAGCCGUCAUCUUCAUCUACUUCGCUGCCCUGUCUCCGGCCAUCACUUUCGGAGGCCUUCUGUCUGAUAAAACAGAAAAGAUGAUGGGUGUGUCCGAACUGAUGAUCUCCACUGCCAUCCAAGGCGUCAUCUUCUGUAUCAUUGCCGCCCAGCCCGUCCUUGUAAUCGGCUUUUCUGGACCACUACUGGUGUUUGAGGAGGCUUUCUACGCUUUCUGCAAAUCCCAGGGCAUUGAGUACAUAGUGGGUCGAAUCUGGGUGGGGAUGUGGCUCAUUGUGAUCGUGUUCAUCAUCGUGGCCGUGGAAGGUAGCUUCCUGGUCCGAUUCAUCUCCCGCUUCACUCAGGAAAUCUUCUCCAUCCUCAUCUCUCUCAUCUUCAUCUACGAGACCUUCAAUAAGCUCAUCAAGAUCUUCAAAACUCACCCUCUGAUUCUGAACUACGAGCAUCUCAAUGACACGAUAGACAACCCCUUCCACCCGGUCGUGACGAAGCACACUGAGGAACGCGAUGACGGCAACGUAACCAUUACAGAGCUGGAGAUCGAAAGGCCCUUCCCCAACACUGCCCUGUUGUCCAUGUGCCUCAUGUUUGGCUGUUUCUUCAUCGCCUACUUCCUCCGCCAGUUUAAGAAUGGUCCAUACCUUCCUGGUCCGAUCCGUCGUCUGAUUGGAGAUUUCGGUGUCCCCAUCGCUAUUUUCUUUAUGAUCGCUGUGGAUAUCUGCAUUGAAGACGCUUACACUCAGAAACUGGUGGUGCCUAAAGGAGUCCAGGUGACCAACCCCAAAGUCCGAGGCUGGUUCAUUAACCCCAUGGGGGAACAUAAGCCCUUCCCCAUCUGGAUGAUGGGGGCAUGUUGUGUCCCAGCGCUCCUCGUCUUCAUCCUCAUCUUCCUCGAGUCCCAGAUUACGACUCUGAUUGUCAGUAAACCUGAGAGGAAAAUGGUCAAAGGUUCUGGUUUCCACUUUGACCUGCUCCUCCUGGUCACCAUGGGCGGCAUUUCCUCCAUCUUUGGCGUUCCAUGGCUCAGCGCCGCCACCGUUCGAUCCGUCACCCACGCCAACGCUCUCACCGUCAUGUCCAAAGGCCCCAAACCCGAGAUCGAGAAGGUGAUCGAGCAGCGGAUCAGCGGCAUCCUGGUGGCCAUCCUGGUUGGUGUUUCUAUUUACAUGGAGCCCAUUCUGAAGAUGAUUCCCAUGACCGCCCUGUUUGGGAUCUUCCUCUACAUGGGUAUCACUUCGCUCAGUGGAAUCCAGAUGUGGGACCGGAUGCUUCUGCUCAUCACGCCAAAGAAAUACCAUCCCUCUGAUGCCUACGCCACCAGGGUGAGCACCAUGCGCAUGCACCUGUUCACCCUCAUCCAGCUGGUGUGUCUGGCCAUCCUGUGGGUGGUGAAGAUCAGCCCCUUCUCUCUGGCUCUGCCCUUCGUCCUCAUCCUCACCAUCCCUCUGCGCAUGUUCAUGACAGGAAGAGUCUUCAGUGUCAUGGAGAUGAAAUGUCUGGAUGCAGAUGACGCCAAAGUGAAGUUUGAGGAGGAACCUGGUCAGGACAUGUACGACGAGUCUCCACUGCCCUAGAAAAUCAUACAUUCAACAGAUUCAACAUUCCAGAUGAAUGAUGAAUGAAACUACAAUCCACAGGAUCAAUAGUGAAUGAAGAUUUAAAAACACACGUCUUUAAAAACAGAGAAAAUAGGAAACAACAGAGCAAAGUGCAGAUAAUAAUAAUGAUAUUCAUGUUUAUUUUAUUUACUAGGGUUUGAUUCACAACCAUCGAAUCAACCUGAACGUUAGCAUCUAAACAUCUGAUUGGACCAGGUUCCACAUUCAGACCCAUUUGAUCUGAAGUAAAAUAAUAAUACAAUAACUUAUAAAUAAUAACUCCAAAUAUUUAUCUUUAGUCCAAAAAAAAAGAAAUAUUUACAUUUACAAACAUUAUU